AAUCUCUCAGCGCGCUUGUGUGGUGUGGCAGUGACGUUCCGGACCUCUGGCCAUGGAGCUUCGUACGGCCCCUCGCGCUUCCUCUCUCCCUGGGAACGCGGCGUUCCGGGGAUGGAACCGUGUUCGCAGCCGGCGAAACCGUGCUGGGUUUCGCUUGGAUUCCGAAUUCGGGGGUGCUCGGAGGGGACGUUGCUCGCCGGUGACCGGCGGUCCGGUUCGUUGCUCGAGCGGGGCGGAGGAGCCUCCGCGGCCGGCCGCCGCGCGUGUUAUUUACGGCGUGGCCCCCGCCAUGGGUCACAACCAGGAGUCGCAUCCCGAAUCCCAUUUUAGGGUCCCAGCAAUUGUUACAGCUCUUGAGAAGAUGGAACUCACUCCAAAGGUUCGCAGUGAUGACAUUGUUGAACUUCCAACUGUUAAGCCUGCUUCUGUGGAUGAUCUAUUGCAUGUUCACACAAGAGCUUAUGUAUUGGGUCUUGAGAAGGCCAUGGACAAGGCUUCAGAUAAGGGCAUCAUUUAUAUUGAAGGCUCUGGACCAACUUAUGCCACUGCUACUACAUUCAAGGAGUCACUUGUUGCAGCUGGAGUUGGAAUGGCUUUAGUUGAUUCAGUGGUAGACGCAUCCAGCAUCACCCAGAAUCCACCAACUGCUUUUGCUUUGAUUAGACCUCCAGGCCACCAUGCCAUUCCAAAAGGACCAAUGGGUUUCUGCGUUUUUGGAAACAUAGCUAUAGCAGCUCGCUAUGCUCAACGUGUACAUGGAUUGAAGCGCAUCUUCAUUAUUGAUUUUGAUGUUCAUCAUGGAAAUGGGACCAGCGAUGCUUUCUAUGAUGAUCCAGACAUAUUCUUUCUUUCGACACACCAAGACGGAAGCUAUCCAGGUACGGGUAAAAUUGACGAGAUAGGUGUCGCAGAUGGUGAAGGCACAACCCUUAAUCUGCCACUACCUGGAGGCUCUGGAGACAUUGCUAUGAGGACUGUGUUUGAUGAAGUCAUUGCCCCAUGUGCACAAAGGUUCAAUCCAGACAUCAUCCUCGUCUCAGCCGGGUAUGAUGCUCAUGUGUUGGAUCCACUAGCAAGUUUGCAGUUCACUACAGGAACAUAUUACGCACUUGCCUCCAACAUCAAGCAACUUGCGAAAGAACUUUGCGGGGGACGCUGUGUCUUCUUUCUGGAAGGAGGAUACAACCUCCAUUCACUCUCCUAUUCCGUAGCAGACUCUUUCCGGGCUUUCCUCGGGGAGCCGAGUCUGGCAUCAAAGUUCGAUGAUCCCGCGAUAUUGUAUGAGGAACCCUUGGCCAAGGUGAAGCAAGCAAUACAGAGAGUCAAACAAUUGCAUUCAUUGUGAAUAAUCCCAAGGAUUAGAUGAAGUGUUUCCCAUCGCCUUCUAUUGGCACUCUGUAUGGUUUGUAGAACAGAUGUCUGGCUAAACCAACUUGGCAGUCUCCCUUUUGUUGUAUUGGGACCCUGCCAUAUGGAUUUUUUCAUCUAAAGGGAAAAUUAUACAUGAAUAGAUUUGAUACA
This is a messenger RNA of Syzygium oleosum, 1521 nucleotides long. RefSeq names its product histone deacetylase 14, chloroplastic. The coding region runs from base 53 to 1345 and encodes 430 amino acids. The record is from RefSeq and is a predicted model, not a curated record. NCBI's taxonomy places the organism in Eukaryota, Viridiplantae, Streptophyta, Magnoliopsida, Myrtales, Myrtaceae. The transcript is spliced from 9 exons.